AUUGGAGAAUAGUAAAAUUGUGGCCCUAUGACUAUAUAUGUAGAGAGGGAGGGAGGGAGCGAGGUGGUGUAGAUUUGCUUGUUUGACGGAAAUGUGGUGAAAUAGGCAGGAGGCGUCACAGAGGAAGAUAGCUGAAUCAGCAAUCACGACAAUGGUCAUCUUAAGACUGGGCAACACCCGCAAGGAGAAGGAAGAAGGAAUGAGGCUUGCCAAUUACGAAAUCGGCACAACUCUGGGCAGUGGCAGCUUCGGAAAGGUGAAAUUGGCCAAACACAUCGAUUCUCAUAAACUCUUUGCCCUCAAGAUCAUCGACAAGACCAAGAUCAUUCACCUCAAUAUCGCUCAUCAGAUAAAGAGGGAGAUAGCCACCCUCAAGCUUCUGAAGCAUCCCAACGUCGUCAGAUUACACGAGGUUUUAGCUAGCAAAACGAACAUUUACAUGGUCUUGGAGUACGUUGCUGGAGGAGAGUUGUUUGACAGAAUUGCAUCCAAAGGUAGGCUUAAAGAAGCUGAAGGCAGGAAGCUUUUCCAACAGUUAAUUGAUGGUGUGAGCUACUGUCACAAUAAAGGUGUCUUCCACAGGGAUCUUAAGCUGGAGAAUGUACUGGUGGAUGCCCAAGGCAACAUAAAGAUAACCGAUUUUGGCCUCAGUGCUUUGCCCCAGCACAUUAGGGCCGAUGGGUUGCUGCACACAACCUGCGGAAGUCCCAGCUAUGUUGCUCCCGAGGUCCUUGCUAAUAGAGGCUAUGAAGGUGCAACAUCAGAUACAUGGUCAUGUGGUAUUAUCUUGUUUGUAAUUCUAACGGGAUAUCUUCCUUUUGAAGAUCGGAACAUGGCCGUUCUCUAUCAAAAGAUAUCCAAAGGAGAUGUCCGGAUACCAAAAUGGCUAUCACCUGGUGCCCAAAACUUGCUAAGGAGGAUUCUUGACCCCAAUCCUCUUACCCGGAUAACACUGGCCGGCGUCAAAGAAGAUGAGUGGUUCAGGCACGAAAAUGUUCCAUCAAAUCCUGAGGACGAAGAAGAGGGAGAGAAAAAGAAUGCGUGCACCGACGAUGAAGCCUUUUCAACCCGUGACGUGCCACGUGAAGCAGAACAGAAGAGUCCUGAUUCAUCAACCCUUAUCAAUGCAUUUCAGUUGAUAGCAAUGUCUUCAUGCUUAGAUCUCUCAGGCUUCUUUGAGAAAGAGGAUGUUUCUGAGAGGAAGAUGAGAUUUACAUCCAAUCAUGCAGCAAAAGAUCUGAUCGCAAAGAUUGAAGAUAUUGGAACAGGAAUGGGAUUUAGAGUCCAGAAGAAAAAUGGAAAAUUGAAAGUGAUACAAGAGAAUAAGGCGCACAGAGGUCUGGGUGGCCUAUCGGUGGCAGCAGAGGUUUUUGAAAUAAAUCCAUCCUUGCACGUGGUAGAGUUAAGUAAAUCGUACGGAGACUCUUCUGUGUAUGGACAGCUAUGCAACAAACUAUCAGAUGAUUUGGCAGUAGCCCCGAGACAGGCGCAUGUAAAAUCAGAAGCGAGAGACAUCGGAGAGAAGACUUAACAAAGUCAUAUGAUGAAUGUAUAUAUAAGGAUUUUUUUCUAGGUCAGUUGUCUAUGUACAUAGUUGCAUAACUCAGAUGCGAAUAACGAGCUGGUGGUCGACCCCUCGAAAAAACGAGGCAAGCUAGUCGUGUAAAUGCAAGUUGCAUAGCAAGAGUACCAACUCUGAAAAUAGCGACCCUGCACUUGUUCUGUAUACUUGAAGCAAAAAUUUUGCACACAACUUCUGGAUGCCAACCAAUUAAAGAAAAAUACGGCACCAUCGAAGCUGAGGUUCAUCCAUGUAUCAAUGUAUUGAAAUACAGGCGAUAUUACGAAUG
Messenger RNA from Neltuma alba, 1850 nucleotides. Its product is annotated as CBL-interacting serine/threonine-protein kinase 1. The record is from RefSeq and is a predicted model, not a curated record. Lineage: Eukaryota; Viridiplantae; Streptophyta; Magnoliopsida; Fabales; Fabaceae. The transcript has 12 exons. Gene Ontology annotation, biological process: protein phosphorylation; signal transduction. The coding region runs from base 152 to 1531 and encodes 459 amino acids. Gene Ontology annotation, molecular function: protein serine/threonine kinase activity; ATP binding.